Messenger RNA from Aphis gossypii (cotton aphid), 963 nucleotides. Its product is annotated as craniofacial development protein 2-like. Bases 1 to 963 code for a protein of 320 amino acids. The record is from RefSeq and is a predicted model, not a curated record. Lineage: Eukaryota; Metazoa; Arthropoda; Insecta; Hemiptera; Aphididae. The transcript has a single exon.
AUGUGGAAAAAAAUUGGAUCACGAAAUGGAAAUAGGACCCGGAAAGAUUUGGAGUUACGGAUUGGAACAUGGAAUAAAAGAACGCUUUUUAAACUAGGCGCACUGAAAUGUAUGAUUGAUGAAAUUAGAAGAUAUAAAGUCCCCAUAGUAGCCAUACAGGAGGUUCGAUGGCUCAAUAGUAGUAGUAUACAAAGUGGCAACUCAAUAAUUUUCUACAGCGGUCUACAAACAGGUAGACAUAAGAAGGGAGUCGGUUUUGUGAUUAACAAAGCCAUGAUGAAUCAAGUUAAAAAAUGUGUGCCAGUGAAUGAACGUAUUUGCUACAUACGAGUCACGCAACAGAAACUAGAUCUAAUAAUAUUGAACUGCUAUGCACCGACUGAAAAUGCAGACGACGGGGAAAAAAAUAGUUUCUAUGAUACGUUAGAAGCAACUUUUGACGUUUUGCCUAAAAACUGUAUCAGGCUAAUUGUCGGAGAUUUAAAUGCUCAAGUUGGUAGAGAAACGUCCUUUGGACAAACGAUUGGAAAAGAAAGCUGGCAUCUUACGACAAAUAACAAUAGUCAAAAAAUAGUUGACUUUUGCUCUUCAAAAGACCUCAUAAUUAGCAGCACCUAUUUCCCAAGAAAAAACAUUUAUAAACAUACAUGGUCUGCCCCAGAUGGGAAAACUAAAAGUCAAAUUGACCAUAUCAUAAUAGACAAGAGGCAAAAAACAUCAGUUCGUAAUAUUAGAAGUUACAGAGGAGCUGAUGGAGAUACUGACCAUUAUUUAGUUGUUGCAACGUUUGUAUUAAAGCUUUCAGUAAAAUGGAGGAGUAAAAAACAAACAGGAAAGAAUAAUAAACUGAAUAUAGAAAAAGUAAGGAACUCGAAGGAGAUAGACACAUACCAAAAAGAAAUUUCGGAAAAUCUCAGGAAAUAUAAUCUUACAGAAUAUGAAUCGGAUAAAGUUACACUGUGA